Molecule: messenger RNA, 324 nt
Organism: Knipowitschia caucasica
Lineage: Eukaryota; Metazoa; Chordata; Actinopteri; Gobiiformes; Gobiidae
Source: the annotation of a GenBank genome assembly
AUGCCCGUGAGGAGGACGGUGCAAAACCAAGCGCAAACUCUGAACGCAGCGCAGCGGCAGAGGCCCAUCUUCGCUCGCAGGGGGCAGUAUGAGAGACAGCAGAUACAUGUGCCCGUGAGGCCUAAACUCCCGGUGCGUCCCGCUCCUCCCAAACCCGCCCUGAAGCCCCUGAGCCCGCGCUGCUCCCAGCUGACCCAGAGCUGCCUGCCCCAGGACGGCUGCUGCGACGCCUGGGCCUCCUGCCACUGCCACUUCUUCAACGCCAUCUGCUUCUGCCGCCGCACCACCCCCAAACACAUGCUGGGACACUACGGCCAGACCUGA